Messenger RNA from Mus caroli (Ryukyu mouse), 998 nucleotides. It is a transcript of the gene Pusl1, whose product is annotated as pseudouridine synthase like 1. Lineage: Eukaryota; Metazoa; Chordata; Mammalia; Rodentia; Muridae. The record is from RefSeq and is a predicted model, not a curated record. Gene Ontology annotation, biological process: tRNA pseudouridine synthesis. Gene Ontology annotation, molecular function: pseudouridine synthase activity; RNA binding.
ACCGCCGGCCACGUGCAACCGCCCCGCCCGCCAGCCGCUCAAAUAUGGGCUCCUGCGGGGCGGUGGGCUCUGUGCGUGCGCGCUACCUUGUGUUCUUCCAGUACUUGGGCACUGACUUCAAUGGAGUUGCGGCCUUGAGGGGUAAUCCACGCGCUGUUGGGGUGCUGAACUUCCUGGAGGAGGCUGCCAAGCGGCUGAACUCUGUCGACCCGGUCAGGUUCACCAUCUCUAGCCGCACUGAUGCCGGAGUGCAUGCCCUGAGCAACGCGGCGCACCUGGACAUCCAGCGCCGCCCAGGUCAGUCGCCUUUCUCCCCGGAGGUCGUGACCAAGGCCCUCAACACCCACCUGAAGCACCCGGCCAUUCGUGUACUGAAGGCCUUCCGAGUGCCCAACGACUUCCACGCUCGACACGCAGCCACCUCCAGGACCUACCUAUAUCGUCUGGCCACAGGCUGCUCCUGGCCUAAUCAACUGCCUGUGUUUGAACAAAAUGUAUGCUGGGCUCUGCAGACAGAGUACCUGGAUACGGCAGCCAUGCAGGAGGCUGCCCAGCACCUCCUCGGGACACAUGACUUUAGUGCCUUCCAGUCUGCUGGCAGCCCAGUCACAAAUACUGUACGCACACUUCAAAGAGUCUCAGUGUCACCUGGUCCAGCCAGCCCAUUUGUCCUCCCCCAGGGGAGCAGGAGGCUGCAGUUCUGGACCUUGGAGUUUGAAAGCCAGUCUUUCCUUUAUAGACAGGUGCGGAGGAUGACAGCUGUGUUGGUGGCUGUGGGGCUAGGGAUCCUGGCACCCACACAAGUGAAAGUGAUUUUGGAGAGUCAAGAUCCCUUGGGCAAGUAUCAGGCUCGAGUUGCUCCAGCCCGUGGCCUGUUCUUGAAGUCAGUGCUAUAUAACAACUUUGGUCCUACAUCCUGAACCCUAUGGUGUCCACAGUGUGGAAACCAGAUGACGGUACACAGUGGAGAUGAAGCCACAAUAAUUGUCCAACAUUUA